Messenger RNA from Tripterygium wilfordii, 540 nucleotides. RefSeq names its product F-box protein SKIP23-like. The transcript has a single exon. The coding region runs from base 1 to 540 and encodes 179 amino acids. The record is from RefSeq and is a predicted model, not a curated record. NCBI's taxonomy places the organism in Eukaryota, Viridiplantae, Streptophyta, Magnoliopsida, Celastrales, Celastraceae.
AUGUAUCACAAUGAGCUUCUGUACGCAGUCGAUAUCUACUGUGAGAUCAUGGUCUGCAAUUUGAAGAGUGACCCACCAACAGUUUCAAUUAUCAAAAUGCAAAGAAUACCAAGUGAGGUAUUUCUGUGUGAUGAAAUGUAUUUGGUGGGUUCAGCGGAUGAGUUGUUCUUGGUUAUGCGGUUUUUAGACAGUCGUUAUGAUUCUGAUUUCCGCCUAUCACACAGAACUAGAAGGUUUGAUGUUUUGAGGAUUGAUCGGAGCGAGCAGUUGGCACAGUGGAAUGUUGUCACGGAUGUGGGAGAGCGGGCAUUCUUUGUGGGACAAAAUGAAUCAGUGUACUUUAUGGCAUCAGAAUAUAGGGAAUGUAUGGGAAACUGUAUAUAUUUUACCAGCAAUGCUGAUAGAAUGACAUUCAACGACCAUUUAGGAGAAUACGAUGCAGGGAUCUAUAAGUUAUCAGAUGGAACGAUUGAGUCAUUACCUCCUUGUCCGCGCAAUCUGUGGCCUCCACCGAUCUGGGUUACACCGAAUCCAUACUAA